AUGCUGCUUGCUAGAGGCGACUCAGACAAAGUCCUGGAGACGGCCGCAAAUGCAGUCAAGGCACGGCGGUCCGCGCUUAAGGACAUGUAUUGGGGCACCGAGGAGAGUACGGACGAUGAUGAUGAGACGGACGAUGACCUCGAGGCAUGGGGUGGAAGGGUGUGA
Messenger RNA from Aspergillus mulundensis, 165 nucleotides. RefSeq lists its product as uncharacterized. The coding region runs from base 1 to 165 and encodes 54 amino acids. The record is from RefSeq and is a predicted model, not a curated record. The transcript has 2 exons. NCBI's taxonomy places the organism in Eukaryota, Fungi, Ascomycota, Eurotiomycetes, Eurotiales, Aspergillaceae.